Molecule: messenger RNA, 3808 nt
Organism: Mus caroli (Ryukyu mouse)
Lineage: Eukaryota; Metazoa; Chordata; Mammalia; Rodentia; Muridae
Gene: Rap2c
Product: RAP2C, member of RAS oncogene family
Biological process (GO): Rap protein signal transduction
Cellular component (GO): membrane
Molecular function (GO): GTP binding; GTPase activity
Source: RefSeq, a predicted model, not a curated record
GGGAGGGGUGGCGGGCAGCCCCCGGCCGCGAGGCCCCCGCCCCUUCCAGCGUGGGGGUGCGCCGCGGCUCCCCCCAACCGUCGCUCGGACGCUCGCCGGCGCGCCCUCCUCCCCACGCCCCCCGGGCCGCCCUGGGUUCCUAUAGGAAGGGCAUCAGCAUCCCAUCCCCACCCACCCGACGACACUUGGCUCUUUUCCCCUCCCCCUCCUGGAACUUCCUCCUCGUCCCCGGUCGGGCCCUCCGCCUCUCUCCGCACUCUCCUCCCCAGUUCGCACAUUUCCGCCCACCUUCCGCCUGGCCUUGCCGCAGCGCAGCUAGCGGGGUGUUAUUUUUCCCCCCCCUUGGGUAAGGAGUUGGUGAAGGUGAGACUCAUGAGGGAAUACAAGGUAGUUGUGUUAGGGAGCGGAGGGGUUGGCAAAUCUGCCCUCACCGUGCAGUUUGUCACCGGGACUUUCAUUGAGAAAUAUGACCCCACCAUUGAAGAUUUCUACCGCAAAGAGAUCGAAGUGGACUCUUCCCCGUCAGUACUGGAAAUCCUGGACACCGCAGGAACCGAGCAGUUUGCCUCCAUGAGAGAUCUGUACAUCAAGAACGGCCAAGGUUUCAUCCUGGUGUAUAGUUUGGUUAAUCAACAGUCUUUUCAGGAUAUCAAGCCAAUGAGAGAUCAGAUUGUGAGAGUGAAGAGAUAUGAGAAAGUCCCACUAAUCCUAGUGGGAAACAAAGUGGAUCUGGAACCAGAGAGAGAGGUUAUGUCUUCCGAAGGCAGAGCUCUGGCUCAAGAAUGGGGCUGUCCUUUCAUGGAAACGUCAGCAAAAAGUAAAUCAAUGGUGGAUGAACUUUUUGCUGAGAUCGUCAGGCAAAUGAACUAUUCAUCCCUGCCUGAGAAGCAAGAUCAGUGUUGUACAACUUGUGUUGUCCAGUAAAAAAGAAAACCUCAAACAUGGCCAUACCGAGCAGAUUACAAACUCAGAGGAAAUUUGCACAGAUGCUGCUUUGGAGAACUUUACAACCUGGGUUGCAGAACUGAGCCUUGGUAAACCUGUCUCUAUCACAGCAUGUUGCCAUACAGCUAAUGAAGUGCAUAAGGUCUUGGCCCUCAAGAUCCACGGACCUUAACAGUAAUGCUUAGCACGUUUACCAUACAUUUAAAAUCUGUUCUUUAUCGAUCCGUCCUUUUAUAGCUUUUUAAGUUCUUAUUGAUGGCUAAUAUGAAAGGGUUAAUUUUAAUGUUAGUUGAUUUCGUUAAUCAGUUUCUCAACUUGUAUUUAUUACUCAAACUCAGUAUUACCUACUCAAUGCCUUUUAAAAGAAAGAUAUAAUGGAGAAAAAAAUUGAGCCUUAAACAAAUGGUUACUUCUGUAUAUUACCUCGUACCAAUGCUUCAUCCUAUUUGUAAAAUCUUUCUCCUAUAAAUGGUUGGUUAAUACUUUGAGACUUUGUUUACGUGUGGCAGUGUUGUAAAAAGAAACUAAAGAUCACAUUUUACCUGUAUCGAUGGACUAUCCCUUUUCUUCAAGUGCAGUUUUGGUAAUUAACGAGUUGUGAACGUUCCAGGUGAUACUGGAGGUUGGCUGUACAACGUUUACUUGAAGUUGAAGAGUUAAGUAUUUGAUUCCAUUAGGCCUUCACAUGUGUUGAUCUCAUUUACAGCAUUAAAUUGCAGCAGUAACAUUUUUCUUUCUGUGAAGUUCUAAACUUAGUUAUGACCUACUAGCAAUGCCUUUGAAAAGGGAUAUUGUGUCCAUGGUAAAUUAAUUGUAUACCUAAACAGAGAUAGCUCAGCUUUGCCCGUCAGGCUUGUCAUUGACAUCUGGUAGACUUCUGCACAUGUAAAACUGAAUUCAGAUAAAACCAUGUACAAUUUCUAGUUCUUAAUAUUUGUCUUUCUGACUAAUAGUUUAAAGCAAUAUUUGUUAAUGUUUUCUUGCACUAUCACAACUGCUUUUUAGUUUUUUUUUCAAGAAGCAUGUUCGUAGUAGAGACAGAUCUGUGUAACAGGAGGGAAAGCAGCGCCGAGUCUCUGGCUGGCUGUGUUUUAUUUUUGCAAAUGUGCUUUCUAAUAGCCAUUGCCUUCCAUGUUGUUUACCUAAUCAGCACAUGUUGUCUGAAUACUUGAACAUUUUACCAAUAACGCAGGUAUAGAAAAAGAAAAAAAUACUUACAGUGAGUAAUCUUUUUGUUCACUUUUAACAUCAUGAUGACAAAUCCUUUUUUCUAGCAAUUAUUUUUCAAUUGUGAAAGUUUGACAGUAUUUUGUUUGGGGGUUUUAUUUGGUUUUAUUUGUGUGCUUUUAAUUUGCAGAAGUUAGUAACUGCAGCUCACCUACUGCACCAAAGUUCUCGAUUUUAGGAGCCCAGCUUUAGUCAUUUGAACAUGCUUCUAAAUAAAACAAAACCAAAACUAUGCUUUUGAUCUAUAAUAAUAGCUCAAUAACUUUGUCAAACAAAGCUCUAUUAUAUGCAGUGAUGGUUUGUGGAAGGGUGUGGCAAGUUUAAAUUUGUAUUGUGUGUGGUGUUCAAAUAAAGUGAAAUCUACAUUCAUGUGACUUAUUGGUCAGCAUGGCCAUUAAUUAAUGAGUAGAAAAUGAUUAAACUUUGAUUUCCUUUUUUGAAAUCGUGUUGCAUUUGAUUCCUGAUCAGAUUCCCUCAAAGCGAGCUCGUGUUCUUACAUCUGGGGUUUGAUGGUGAGAGGCAGCUGAAGUGUUUGUUCUUAGUUACAAACUGCGUGAAAUAAAUACUUAAUUUGAGUUUGCACUUUAAAACCCAACGCUCCUUUCAGAGUAGCUUAAGUGCUUCUGGCUCAUCAUUAUUAGCCCUGUGAAAUUCUAAAGGAAUCAAAGAAUUCAUGAUGGCUUCAAUUUUCUGCAGAUUGAUUUUUAUACAGUCCCCCCCCCCCCGCCAUGGCUAUCCUUCUGUCCUUCCCUUUUUUCGCCUUCUGUCACCUCUCUCUCCAUCACAGUGUUCAUUGUCAUUGACCUCAGCAGCAAAUUUCACUCGGAUUCACUUAGGAUCACAGGAAUCAGGGGAAAGGGAUUUGAAAGGUGGUUUCUCCAGCACAUUUUAAGAAAAGGGACCAAAAGUUAUUUUAGCUUCCUCAAUAGAUUGCAUGUUGCUUAUUAGGAUAAGAAAUGAAUAUUAAAUGCAAUAUAUGUCUUGUCUUUAUUAUGGCAUUUGUUUAGGAGUUGUUCAAAUCACUGCAGUAGGGCUCUGCAAAUAAAGUCAUGUAACCUAUUAUGAUGGAUCUAAUGUACUGUAACUUUAUCAGUGAACAGUAAAAUCUCGAAUAACAAGUACAAACAUUGAACAAUUACCUAUGAAGAUUUGUAAAAGUAAAUUUUUUCCAAUAGAUUUCAUUCUUGUCAUUUUGUAAGACGACCCUGCAGUCCACCUGUUUGUAACUUUUUUAAUAAAAUAGAUAUCUGUAUUAUGGAGGCUUGUCUCUUUAAUUAUUUCAUUAUUGGCAUAUUACAUCUUGUUCUAGAUUUGCUAACUUAAAUUUUUAAGCAGGAAGUCAUUAAACACAUGAUUAUAUAUUAUAGUACAUAAACAGAAAUUAAAGAUUCAUUCACUUGAUUCCUUAGUUGCUAUUUUGACAUUGUAUAGGGGAUACUAAAAUAUGACCUAAAUUAAAAUGCUUAAUCAAUUGGACUAACUCAGAAAUGAAUACUAAUUAGUUUAAAAUGCAUAUAACUUAGUCCAUAUGCAGAAAAUGGCCAAAAUACAAAUUUGUUGACUGGAAACUGUGUAUUAAUAAUUUUGGACAAUAUUAAGUAGUAUAAUUAAAUGUUGAUAUAUCAAGUUAAGAAAA